CUUUAAAAAAAAAUAUAUUUUUUGUGUGUUUAUAAAUAAUGGUGCAGUGUUUUUAAAAGGAUUUCUCGAAAUAAAUAUUCUCCAAAAUGUAUCUACAAGGAAGUAGAAAUACUUGCCUGGUGGUGGCGGCUUUUAUUUUAUGCGUUCCAGUAAUCAACAGCCAGACAACUGUGGAAGAUAUAGAAGCUAUAACACUAGAUCAAAUUACAGACAAUUUAGAAACUACCACAGAAUUUACAGAAGACGCAAUCAUAAAAGAAAACACUCUAAACAAAUAUAAUGUCAGGCAAUUACGAAGUCAAAGCAUUGAAAACGUAGACAAUGUAGCAUUAGAAAAAGAACAGGCUGCAUCACAUGAAACAGUCAACACUAAAACAGUCAAUAUUGAUGCAAAGAAACCAGAAAGCGCUUCAAAACUAGUUUUAUCUCCAGAACUUAAUCCAUUAAACGUAAACACGAUAGCAAAAACAGCCCUAAGACAACCGACAAAACAUAUGGUAAAAGAAUUAAAUGAUGAAGACUUGCAAAAGGUAAAAAAGGUUAUAAAGAAAUCCGAACAAAAAACGCAUGUUAAAUAUGACGAAGCGACGGGUGAAUUGAUCGAUGGGCCUCAUCCGUGCCAAAGAGAGUGUAAAGAAGGAGAGAAGCCGAUGAUCUGCUACUACAUGUUCCAUCUAGAAUGGUACCAGACUAUGAGCAAGGCUUGCUUUGACUGUCCUUUUAACGAAACGGAUUGCCAGAGACUCGAUUGUAUUCCGGCCGACGGUAUGAACAGACCUCUCAACGUUAUUAAUAGGAAGAUGCCUGGACCUGCUAUUGAGGUGUGCCAACACGACAGAGUCAUAGUUGACGUGGAGAACGACCUAAUGACGGAGGGCACAACGGUACAUUGGCACGGUCAGCACCAACGCGGGACGCCUUACAUGGAUGGAACACCUUACGUCACCCAAUGUCCUAUCCUACCUGAUACUACCUUCAGGUACCAAUUCAACGCGUCGCACGAUGGCACACAUUUCUGGCACUCCCAUUCUGGCAUGCAGCGAGCGGAUGGCGCCGCGGGCGCCUUCGUUAUCAGGCGCCCGAAGUCCCAGGAUCCACAUGGCGCCCUGUACGAUUAUGAUAGAUCGGAUCACGUAAUGAUAGUAACGGACUGGAUCCAUGAGCUGACCGUGGGCAUGUUCACGGAUCAUCACCACUCUAAGGGGGACAACAAGCCCCCCACCCUUCUCAUCAACGGCGUGGGACGGUUCAAGGUGUUCAAUGAGACCCUUAAGCCGUUUUAUAUGAAGACGGCCAGGUUUAAUGUGGAACAGGGCUACAAGUACCGUUUCCGCGUGAUCAACGCAGAAUUCCUAAACUGCCCCAUCGAAAUGUCUGUCGACGGGCACAACAUCACCGUCAUCGCUUCUGAUGGCUACGACCUGGAACCUAUCACUGCAACAUCACUAGUGACGUACGCUGGGGAGCGCUACGACUUCAUCCUAGAAGCCAACAACGAGAUAGACAAUUACUGGAUACGGUUCCGAGGCCUCAUGGACUGCGACGAAGUAUUCACAAAAGCGAAGCAGGUGGCAGUUCUGCACUAUGAAGGGGCUAUGGAGUCUGAGCCCCCCGGAGACCCAACAUGGGAGGAGCUGCAUAACGAAGGAUUGCAACUGAACGCCCUAAACAAAGGAGAAGAGGAGAAUGAGACCAUAAGCGUUGCAGAAAUGAGGAGUCUAGUUGGCUACGAUGACAGCCUGAAGGAGAUUCCUGACUACCAGUUCUACGUGGCUUAUGACUUCUACGCGAAAAACAACUCGCACUUUCACAAGUCGCCUUAUUAUGGAUAUUAUCAAGUGCCACACAAGAAGAAUCGCCUCUACACGCCACAGCUUAACCACAUCAGCAUGAAGAUGCCCUCCAGCCCCCUCCUCAUCGAUAGGCCAGAUCCCCACAAUUUCUGCAACAUGUCCAGCGUCGACGACGAGUGCAGAGAGGGCUACUGUGAAUGCCCCCACGUUCUCUCCGUCAAACUGAAUUCUGUCGUUGAAAUCGUCAUACUUGACGAAGGUAUCACUUUUGAUGCUAACCAUCCUUUCCAUCUACAUGGACAUAGCUUUAGAGUAGUAGGUUUGCGGAGAUUAGGUAAGGAUACUACUAUUGAAGAAGUCAAAGCUUGGGAUGAAGCAGGACUUUUAAAACGUAACCUUAAGAACGCACCCAUAAAAGAUACCGUUACAGUACCAGACGGUGGAUACACAGUAAUCAGAUUCAAAGCAGACAAUCCAGGCUACUGGCUUUUCCAUUGUCAUAUUGAGUUCCAUGUUGAAAUAGGUAUGGCGCUAGUUUUCAAAGUAGGAGAACAUAAAGAUAUGCCCCCAGUACCGAGGAACUUCCCUAGAUGUGGGAAUUAUAUGCCCGAUAAUAUGAUCGAACAUGAUACAACUCCUAAACCUAAUGAUAAUAAUCAUAUAUCCAUAACGCAAUGGUGGCCAGUCAUAUAUAUGAACGGAACCACUUCGUCUGCGACAAGUAUAUUGUGUAGUUUAUCAACGAUUUUAGUCAGUUCUGGAUUACUAAUUUUUAAAUUUUAUUUAACGUAAGUUAUAACAGUAUUAUGUAAGGCAACAGUGCAAUGUAUACUAUUAUAUAGCUUAAUAUGACUUUUAAAACCGAAUUUGUACUUACUGAAUGUAUGUUUUAUAGAAGCCCUAUUGUUGAAGUAUUACUUCUUAACGGCUUAUGUUACGUUUUACAGUACUUACAAAUAUUUAUUGUAAACUACAGUAGUACGUCCACACUAGUUUAUUAUAUCUUUAAUUUUAUAAGUAUUAAUUAUGAGUUGGUGCGCACCACAAUGAUUGAUGAUGACGAAUGUAAUUUAGGAUAAUGCGCUGUAGUGUUUGAGAUUAAACGUGCUAAGGCAUAGAUUUACCUUGAUACUGUCAUACGAUAAAGUAACGAUAAAAUUUGGACGCCCUCAAUUAUAUUAUAACUCCAGAUAGGUUAUAGACGUUCCAAAAUUAAAGAGCUUCAAUUUUACAGUUGCUAAAUAUUUAGUCGCGCUAAGAGAAGGAGACAAGCUUGUGUUCAACAACGAGUGUAACAAAGAUGAAUGGUAAGCAUGCGAGAAUUAAUCAAAUAAAAAAAGGUUAAUUUGUAAGCAAUGAAAUAAAUAUAAAAUUAUUUUUUGUGCUCCUUAUUUAUGCGUAUAACCUAUCUAUUAGUUAUAUGUAUAAUAUUAUUGGUCGAACAAAAUACGUUCUGUAGUACGAGAUUAACACUAAACAAUUUGACCGUCACCGAGUCGCAUUGUGAUAGCAUGAUUAAUGCUAUUUGCUUGUCAAUCGCGAAUUGGGUGAAGAGCCUGAGUAAUCUAGGUUCAAUCCGACCACGCACGAGAAAGCGACUAGCGAUCGACUAAUUUCUCGCCCAUAAGCUUAAGUGUCAGUCAAUGUAGAUUCCGCAUCAAUCAAAGGCAUAAUAUACAGUGUGUAAAUCUAAUACGGGCGAUAAAUUAAACCAGAUAUAGAAUUUAUUCGUCUAAUCAUUAAUUAAGAAGUUUUUUUUUAUUUACACUUAAUUAUGACCCCGUAAUUAUUAUUUUUUUAAUUUACCGAGCAGCAAUGUAAAAUCGUCGUCAAUAGAACUUGCAAACAAUGUAAACAAAUAUGACGGAUUUUGUUAGCGUUUGACACAUAACCUAACAUGUUUACGAAGGUUAUUUUCGCUGAAAUAUUAAUAACUAACAUUUAAUUUAACAAAAAAAUUAUAUAAAUAAAAUAUUUAAGUAUAUAGACUAUAGUCCUUUUGAAGAGCGAGAUUACGAAGUAAUGAGAGUAAAACGGUUUGUUUACAUUGUUCGCAAGUUCUAUUGACGACGACUUUACUGCAAACAUUAAGAAACAUAAGAUGCAAUGACAUUACGAGAUACGAGCUUUUUAAUAGUAACUGCCAACAAGCGUUGACAGCUUUAAAACGCUCGUAUCUCGAAACUUGUGUGGUGUAUUACAUUGCGGGCUGAAUUAUUUUGUAUGGAUAAAAUUUUAAUUGCAAUUCUAAAUAAAAGUUAUCUAAUUACAUUUCUUAUGUCCGAUACUACACACUGUAUAUGUAUCGUAGAUCGUUAAAUGUUCACACGGCGAGAUAAUGCAUAAGAGAAAGCACCCACCGCGAUAAAAUUAACUUACUCAUAGUUACUCGCUUCUCGCUGAUAUCUGCCGGUGAGGUAGCUGCCUAAAACUUGCCAAGUACAGUGAACAAAGUUUUUAUUCUGUGUAAAGUAUCAAAUUCGAUCAAAUUUACUCUUGAUGAGGUUUUCGCUGGUGAUAUGUGAUAUUAUUAAGUAGUUGGAUAGUUAGUAUAAGUAUUGUAUGUUAUAACAUAACUAUGAGUUCCAUAACGAAAAUAUAAAAUGAAAUGAAAAAUAAAGUUUAAAAAUUGG
Molecule: messenger RNA, 4426 nt
Organism: Cydia strobilella
Lineage: Eukaryota; Metazoa; Arthropoda; Insecta; Lepidoptera; Tortricidae
Exons: 11
Coding region: 87-2585 (832 amino acids)
Molecular function (GO): oxidoreductase activity; copper ion binding
Source: RefSeq, a predicted model, not a curated record